This is a messenger RNA of Selaginella moellendorffii, 2541 nucleotides long. RefSeq lists its product as uncharacterized. Gene Ontology annotation, cellular component: early endosome; trans-Golgi network; recycling endosome. Bases 35 to 2422 code for a protein of 795 amino acids. The record is from RefSeq and is a predicted model, not a curated record. Gene Ontology annotation, biological process: receptor recycling; endosome organization; retrograde transport, endosome to Golgi. The transcript is spliced from 8 exons. NCBI's taxonomy places the organism in Eukaryota, Viridiplantae, Streptophyta, Lycopodiopsida, Selaginellales, Selaginellaceae.
UCUAACCUAUCGUGAAAAGGUUCACUGAAGCAAAAUGGCGGGCAAGGAGGAGGCUGGGAAGCGAGAAACCGCUGCCAAGGAAGGAUUGCCCAGGGAAUCCGUAACCACUACCUUGUCGGGGAUGCAAAACCAGAGAGUUUUGUGGGGCGAUCCAGAGAUUGCUGGCUACCUGGAGAAGCGCGGAGGGCGAUUUACAUCGUGGAAACGCCGCUACUUCGUCUUACAGGGAUAUUUUCUCUUCUACUUUAUAAGCGAGCAACAGACAGAAACUCCUCUGGGACUUAUUCCAAUCGAGGGCUGCACGAUCAAAGAGUCCGCGGAUGUUGGAGGCAAGCUGCGAAGAUAUGUUUUUUAUCUCAACAUCGGCACACAACACGUUGGAUUUUCCAAGACCGAGACUUACAUUCUAGCAGCCUCGUCCCGUGAUAAUCUGGAAGAAUGGACAGAGAAGCUGGUUCUCGCUGCCGAGAGUAGAGAAGAGCUACACGGUAAAGGAACGCAAACUUUCCUAGAGCUAAACCUUGCUUUUUUGUUUCUCUCCUGUCCAGGAGAUCUUCGCUGCGCUCGCGCUGUUGUUGGAGAGAUCCGGGGAUUGCUAGCGCUAUCUCCUUCCGAGAAGCGCCUCUUUGCUUCUCUUCAUGGCGAGGAAGCUCAGGCACUUCAGCUGGAGCUACUACGAGCUAAUGCCGAGAUGGCUGAUCUGAGAAAGGAGAUCGAAGCUGUGUCGAUUGAAGCGGACAGGCAGGAGAGCGCAGUGUUGCAGCAGUUGAUUCUCUGGGAUAUAAUGUCUUUGACUGAUCCAGGGAGAGAACCCAACGAUGAUUAUCCAACGCUUACUAGGCUCCAGGACGAAGUUCGCUACUCGGAUGAGAUCUAUCGUCUUCUCUUUAAGAAAGGGAGCCUCUUCCAAGGUGACGGUCUACAAGAUCUAAAGAAAGAGUGCCGGAUUCUCCUGGUCAGUUUUGUCCGCCAGGUGCUUGACUUGAUAGAAGAGCACCAUGCAAAGAUACGUGCCAAAGCACCACGGUUCUCAUUUAACGUGGAUUCCGGCAUUUACGAAGACAUGUUCUACGUCAAAGCUCCUGUCCUUGAUGACGAACAAGCAACACUGGAGUUGCUUGCUCGAGCCUCCAAAUCCGACGACGACAGCGACGAGGAGCAUGAGACAGAAGAAGAGUUUCACCGAAGAUUCACAGUUGUCCAACCUCGAGGCUCAGAGGACUCGUUAGGAAGAAGAUCAUCCCGGAGACAGUCGGCCAUAGCCAUACCACCGCAAACAUCACGAAAAUCUUCAGGAGGAGGAUCAGCGAAGCAGCAGCAGCAGCAAGGUGGUCCGAGGCCAAAGCUCUUUCCGGAGCAGCAGCGACCGUAUCAGCUGACAAGAAGUCCUUCUCGAGGCUGGCAAGUUACUCCCGCGGGUGGUGGCUCUCCGUUGAGCUUGGCUCCAGUUCUAAGGAAAAGAACUCACUUCUACGAGAAUCCAAACAUGCUGGGAUCUGUGGUCACUGGAAGAACAAUCGCUGAUGUGGUGGAGGAAGGCGAUGCUGCUACAGCUGCUGCUGCUGCUGCUGGGGAUCAAUCGACUAGCAUUGAAUCGAUGCGCCAACGAGUCCAGAAAGUGGAUCCGAUCUUUACUUCGCACUUUGGACCCGAAACGAGGCCGCCGGCUUCUCACAUAAAACACGACGCCAACAGCACUCAGCCAGUUCCAACGUCGGCUCCAGAUCUUCCACCUGGUUUCAUUCCUCCAUACAGCCGGCCCAACGUUUUAGCUUACGUGAAAGGGACUAUUCCUCGAGCCAAGUCUGUGAGGCCUUUGAGACCGUCGGAAGCAGCAGCUUUGGCAGCAGCAGCCGCAGGAACUUCGUCGGCGCCAGGCAAGCAGAGUGUUACUCCUCCUCGAAGCAGGCCAAACACUCCAGAUGUCGCGGCUAGUAGUAGCAGCAGCACAGCAGUGGCAGCAACUACGGGAGCUGCGGCAGCAACACCACCAAAGAUCUCCGAGCGUCGUUCGAUAUCCAUAGCUCCUCAAGCCGUGGAAGUCAGUGAGAAGGCUCCAAAACCAGCGGACGCUAAGCCUCGGCCCACUGUGAAGUUUGGACCGGAUAGCAAUCUAGGAGAAGUAGCAUCAGCGGCAGCUUCCCCUCCUCGGGCAUCUCCACCUCGGUCUCGUCCGGUGGUGAAGUUUGCUGACGAAGGUGACAGCGUGAUAACCAUCACCGGUCCCGGACUUGUUGGACGAGCUUCGUUCAUCGGGAUUGAACCAGAAGCGCUCGAGGCUGGGCCAUCUUACGGACGGAUACGAGACUUCCCAGUGGUGGUUCCGUCGAUCUUAAACUCGGACGUUGGUCUCGUGUUCCCCGAGAACACCGACCUUUUCAAUGCUCCACAAGACAACGAAGACGAAGAGGAAGGCAGUUAGAACCGAAGUUUUGGGCAUGAAAUACGGAUAGACGAAAUCAGAACUGCUUAUUCCACAGGAGUUACGUUGAUUUUGUUUGACUUUCUUUGACUUUGAUUGACGGUUACAAUCCAAGGGUA